Molecule: messenger RNA, 843 nt
Organism: Populus euphratica (Euphrates poplar)
Lineage: Eukaryota; Viridiplantae; Streptophyta; Magnoliopsida; Malpighiales; Salicaceae
Product: 18.1 kDa class I heat shock protein-like
Exons: 1
Coding region: 86-553 (155 amino acids)
Source: RefSeq, a predicted model, not a curated record
UUCCUCAUCAUCGUCAACACGACAACAGCAAUUCAUCUCUCAAUUACAAAGAGUUCCUGCUUCGAAGGCAUAAAGAAGAACAAAGAUGGCAAUGAUUCCAAGUUUCUUCAACAACCUAUCACGAGACAUCAUCUUCGACCCGUUCUCUUCUUUCGAUCCAUUCAAGGACUUCCCUUCUCCUUCAUCUCCCCUCAUCCCUCGCGAGAAUUCAGCUUUCGUUAACACUCGCAUUGACUGGAAAGAGACCCCAGAGGCCCAUGUCUUCAAAGCUGAUCUGCCGGGGAUUAAAAAGGAGGAAGUGAAAGUCGAGAUUGAAGAUGACAGGGUGCUUCAAAUUAGCGGGGAGAGGAACGUGGAGAAGGAAGACAAGAAUGAGACAUGGCAUCGUGUUGAACGUAGCAGUGGCAAGUUCUUGAGAAGGUUCAAGCUGCCUGAGAAUGCCAAGAUAGAUCAAGUCAAGGCUGGUAUGGAAAACGGGGUGCUUACUGUCACUGUGCCCAAGAAGGAGGUCAAGAAACCUGAUGCCAAGAAGACUAUUGAAAUCUCCUGUUAAAAAAGAACACUACAUUUUUUUCCUUCAACAUGUUUAUUAGAGCUUUAAUCCCUUAAAUGUUAAAGAAUCAACUAGCGGCCGAUUACUCAUCUUGUUCUAUAAGAUAUUCAGUCUUUACUUAAAGUAAUAAUUUGAUAUUAGUCAUCUCCUCUGGCUGCUAUAUGGAGAGAGCUUCAAACCUCCUCCUUUAAGCCACGCUUGAGGCCUUAAUCCCCACCUCUGUGUGUGUGCGCGUAUAAUUUGAUUUUCUUUUUUCUCUUUUUGGAUAAAUAUUUAAGCAUUUUCUUUUA